AUGCAAGUCUUGGGCAGCCACUGCAGCUGCCGCAUCGCCAACCUCGAAAAGAGGAACGCUGACAGUUACUUUGGGUUGGCCUGCCUGCGAGGAUCACCACCUCCUCCGCUGCCGGAAAACUACCAACAUGUGGCCGAAGACGCCCAGGGCAGACGCCGGUUCCCUUACUCCAGGUACCAGCCGCUGCUCCCGCAGGCUAGUACAAUGGGCUCCCCACCCGUUUUCCGCUCGUCUCACUCGGCAACGCGUUGGUUCGCCAGGUCGCCGAACCUUGACAAGUUGACAAUGGGCGAGCCGCAAGCCUAUUCCUUUUUUGGCCGAGAUCCAAAGGAGGAGAGACAACUCACUCUCAACGCUGUUGAUUUUCAACUGGUAGUCACUGGUGUACCGCUGCUGCACAACAAAGGAGACGCGAUGCACUGA
This is a messenger RNA of Colletotrichum costaricense, 423 nucleotides long. RefSeq lists its product as uncharacterized. Bases 1 to 423 code for a protein of 140 amino acids. The record is from RefSeq and is a predicted model, not a curated record. The transcript has 2 exons. Lineage: Eukaryota; Fungi; Ascomycota; Sordariomycetes; Glomerellales; Glomerellaceae.